AUGUCUUCUGCCUGGGCCAGAGGCCAUGCGCUUACAGGUUUGGAUCCUCUUGGACAAGAAAAUGUAGGGAAUAGCGUGUUGAAAGUUGAUCCUGAGAGUGCCUAUGCCUUGCUCGCGCCUGGGGUAUCUUACUUUGACUUCCAUGCGUGCUUGGUCAGGCAUAACUUGCGGGAUCAAGUGUGGGGAGACGUGCCUGAUGUCGGUGGCAGUUCGGUUAUUGGGAAUAUGCUCGAAAGAGGCGCAGGAUAUACUCCAUAUGGUGAUCACUGCGGACAAGAGCAAGCCGCCCAUGAACAGGAACCAAACGAGAGCCGGCAGUUAUUUGACUAUGGUCUCGGUCCGCAGAGUGGUAUAUUGUCUGAGUCGCCUCUUGGAAUAAUCGUGAGAAUGGGAAUCUGGCUUAUGCCUAACCCUGGCGGGUAUCAGGCGUACAUGAUUACCUUUCCCAGGGACAAUGACUUGGAUCAGAUUUUUGCCGCCCUGCAGCCACCGCACCAAAUACACAAUUACACCGAUUCCAACAAGCUGCUAACCGACCUCAACAAGAUCGCCGGCGCCAAGUUCUAUUUCCCCGAAGAUCGUCCCAACGACAUCGCUCUACAAACCCGAAGCGAUACAAUGCAACGGACCCCAUUCACAACCGAGCUUGGAUUAUUGUCCUGGCUUCCCAACAGCGGACAUCUAUUCUUCUCCCCAAUCACCAAAAUAACUGGACCCGAUGCCAAAGCACAGGACGACAUCACUCGCCGCUUAAUCGAGGAAUACGGCUUCGACUUUAUUGGCAAAGAUCCCGAUUCGAGACGUCGGGCUUAUGAGCUUAUCCAGGUUCUGACCGCGGAGGCGGCAGACCGGGGAUGGGGUGAAUAUCGCGCUCAUCUCGUGCUGAUAGACCAGAUUGCCGAAAUUUACAGCUUCAAUGGCAAUGCUCAGAUGAAAUAAAACGAGACGUUGAAGAACACGCUUGAUCCGAAGGGGGUCUUGUGUCCUGGAAAGAAUGAUGUUUGGCCUGCCAAUUACCGUAAGG
Messenger RNA from Aspergillus caelatus, 1024 nucleotides. RefSeq lists its product as uncharacterized. Gene Ontology annotation, molecular function: catalytic activity; flavin adenine dinucleotide binding. Lineage: Eukaryota; Fungi; Ascomycota; Eurotiomycetes; Eurotiales; Aspergillaceae. The coding region runs from base 1 to 939 and encodes 312 amino acids. The transcript has 7 exons. The record is from RefSeq and is a predicted model, not a curated record.